AUGACGACCCGGAAGCCGCGAAUUCUACCUGGUCUCACAAAGACACAGGCACUGCGGCAGGCGAAGAGUGCCACUGUAAUAAGAGAAUAUGAGCAGAAACAGGAAACGGUACGACCUAAACCACAGCCGGCCUUGGCAGAUCCUGGUAGAAGGCGACGAUAUACUCCAGCUGAGCCGAGGAGAGUUGAUUUUAGUAAACCGGCUAUGACAAAGGCGAUGAUGGCCCGGAUGAAGCAUGCGGAAAAGUUCCAAAGGGAACUUUUCGAACGUAAACAAGAAGAGACUAUGCGAAGGAGGCCAAGGAGGACACCUGCGCCGAUCGGCGGUGAUCCUAGAUUUGGUAGAGAGAGGCUGCCACCCACUAGACGCGCCCCGACGCCGUCUCCGCCGGUUUCGCCUCCAAGACCAACGAGAAUGCCGGAAAGAAGAGUGCCAGAACCGCUUCCGGCUAUUCCGGAAAGAACUAAAGAACUGGCGAGGUCUAUGAACGCUCAGGUGAUCCAAGCCGAGCCGGUUGGCGAGGGUCCAAUUGAUAGCAUCGUGAUACCGCCAAGAUCGGUAGAUGAGAAUCGCACUACCAUCGUCAGCAUCCCCCAACCACCUAUGGCCAGUAUGCAGGCUACGAAUUCCGAAGUGGCAAACCGCUCGAUUCGAGUGAUCAGUGAGACUCUUGAUGAGCAAGAUGCUGCAGAAGCGUCCGCGGUGCAAGGUAAGUUAGAGGAUUUGCAACAAGCGAGACGGGACUUUGUAAUGGCUGUAGCGAACGUCGGCGGUAACGCUGUACAACUCGCGGAAGAAGAGAGACCUAGAUACGUUUACAGAGUCCCUGACAUCGAGAGCGAGAUGUUCCGUGUCGAAUACGGCCGAGAACAUCCAAGUGUUGUGGCGGCUCGCGAAUUUGCCCAAAGAAGCAUGGCUGGUAUCAGGGCGCGUGAGGAAGCUCGUCGAUACGAACGGGAGUUCGAGAGGAGAGCUCAGGAGCCGUUGCCGGAGGAUCUGCGCUUUGAUGUGCCGUUCGAGGAGGAGUUUUUACGCGAGGGUGAUAUAUCCUGGGAGGAGGAGGAGGACAUCCCAGUUCCAACCAGAAUAAAGGCUACCAUGCGCGAUAUACCGAGGCGCGAGGCACCCUACGAGUACCGUCCCUUCGACCCGGAGGAGCUCGAGAGGUUCUUCGACGUAGAACAAUACCCACCCGUUUUGCCACGUGGACCGCCACCCGGUCGCGAACAUCUGCCACCAGAGCUCUGGGAAAUAGAGGAUCCUUGGGCAACGUGCGGCAUCUGUCCGAAGCAAGAAGUGUCCGAUCUUAUUCGCUUCGAGAGUCCUUAGUUCUUUCCUUGCCAUGCGAAUUUGGUACUCAUUUCCGUUUCCAAGUUUUUGUGAUGCGCCGGAGAGAAAUUCAUUUUCCUUCAUGGGUUCGUUAGACUGUAACAAGAUCUAAUGAAGAAAAUAGACAUACUGGGCGUUAAAUAUACGCAGAAACACGAAGAAACAAUCCAUUGUAUUAUUAACGUCCGUCGUGCAUCAUUUCAUUGAUCGCUAAGAAACUGUACAAUAUUUAAAUUCUCUGUUAAAAAAUUUAUAAAUACUAUAUUAUAUAUUUCUAAAUAUACAUUUUUAAAAAAUAUUUUUAGCAUUUGUAUUUAAU
Molecule: messenger RNA, 1648 nt
Organism: Solenopsis invicta (red fire ant)
Lineage: Eukaryota; Metazoa; Arthropoda; Insecta; Hymenoptera; Formicidae
Product: titin
Exons: 4
Coding region: 1-1329 (442 amino acids)
Source: RefSeq, a predicted model, not a curated record